AUUAUGUUACACUGGUCAAAUGCGCCUGACUAAGAAAGCAAGCACCGAGCAUACAAAUAAGAAGAAGAACUUAACCUAUUUUGUAGAAGGAAACUAAAAAAGUAUCAGCAAGAGCCAAGUUUUCCAUAAAAAAUUACGAGUAUUACAUUGUGACCUCAUGAACUUUUAUAUUUUCAAAACCUCUACUGGGUUAUGAAGUGAAGUUAGUGGAAGUGCAACAAGUUUACUUUAUUUAAAAAUGUUUUCAAACGGCCUAACCUGUAACCUGCCCUUUAGUUGUAUGAGUGGCACCAGAGAUUCAGGUUCAGAAGAACUCCUUCCAAAUAAAACAUCUAGAGAACCUGUUUUACUAAACGUGUAUGAUAUGUACAAGAUCAACGAAUACACAACCAAUAUAGGACUUGGAGUUUUUCAUUCAGGUGUAGAAAUAUAUGGAAAGGAAUAUGCAUAUGGGGGACAUCAUUGCGCUUUUACGGGAAUUUUUGAAAAUAACCCUAGGGACGAGAAAGAUUUAGGAGAGCAAUUCAGAUUUAGGCAAACAAUACAAAUAGGUUAUACAGAUUUUACUGAAGACGAUGUCAAAAGAUUAGUAAACGAACUAGGUAAGGAAUUCCGUGGAGAUAGAUAUCACCUCAUGAACAACAACUGUAACCACUUUUCUGGAGCUUUCACAAAGAUUUUAUGUGGACAAGACAUACCUUCAUGGGUGAACCGACUGGCACACUUCAGCAGCUGGGUUCCAUUUUUAGAACGUUGUCUGCCUAAAGAGUGGCUUCAGCCAAUAGAUUUGCAACACUCUCUUACCUGCAGGCAAGAUUCAACUUGUUCGGGAGCGUCAACACCACCUUACUAAAAUUGCCAAUAUUUCUAUUGAAUAUAUCGAGUGAAAGAAUUUUAGUUCAUUACUACUAUCAAUAAUAAUUAUUGAUUAUGCAAUUUUAUUCAAUAUUGUGUUUACUAUCAAGUUUCGGGAACUAGUUUCAUAACUCAUCGAUAUAAUUUAACUUAAAUGUAUUUUUCGGCGAUAAAUUGGGAGAAAUUUUUCGUGGAGGACAUUGUGAUUGGGUAACUUAUUCGACAAAAAAUUUUCUGGUCGUAGGGUGGUAUCUACUUAAUUUUGAUUGUGAUACAUGAAGAAUGAAAAGCUGAUUGGGUUUAAAUAUAAUAUUAAUAAUUUUGA
Molecule: messenger RNA, 1180 nt
Organism: Leptinotarsa decemlineata (Colorado potato beetle)
Lineage: Eukaryota; Metazoa; Arthropoda; Insecta; Coleoptera; Chrysomelidae
Product: deubiquitinase DESI2
Biological process (GO): protein deubiquitination
Molecular function (GO): deubiquitinase activity
Source: RefSeq, a predicted model, not a curated record